CGCCGCGGGCAGCGCGGCGCAGGAGCGGCGGCCCCGCAUCCCGGGCGGGUGGCAGGUGGGAGCAGCGCGGCCCGCCAGCGGUGCAGCUAGGCGGGGUGGGGAAGGGAUGGGCUGCGCCCCUAGCAUUCACGUCUCUCAGAGCGGCGUGAUUUACUGCCGGGACUCGGACGAGUCCAAUUCCCCGCACCAGACCACCACCAUCUCACAGGGCACAGCCACUCUGCACGGCCUCUUCAUCAAGACAGACGCGGCCGAGUCCAUCCCCUCCGUCCUCGCCUACCAGAGCCGGCAGCAGCCACCGCCCUCCGCCGGCCCCUGCCGCAAGGAGCGCAGGGAGCCCGGCGCCUCCGCCCGGGCCAGGGCCCCCCGCUGCUGCGGCGUCGAGGUGGAGACCCAGACCAGCAACACCAGCGUCAAGCAGGCUUCAGCUAAAGAAGUACAAAUUGGGCCUAUGAGACUGACACAAGAUGCAAUUCAGGUUUUGCUGAUCUUUGCCAAAGAAGACAACCAAAGUGAUGGUUUCUGGUGGGCCUGUGACAGAGCUGGAUACAAGUGCACCAUUGCCCAAACUCCAGAGUCAGCGCUUGAGUGCUUCCUUGAUAAGCAACAGGAAAUAAUUGUUAUAGAUAACAGGAAUUCCAGAUAUUUUGAUGCAGAAGGUCUCUGCAGGUCUAUUCGUGCCACAAAACCAUCAGAGCAUACUGUAAUACUUGCUGUUGUUCCACGCGCAUCCACUGACCAAGAAGAGACUUCUGUUCUUCCCCUUCUUAAUGCAGGCUUUGAUAGGCAAUUCAUGGAGAACAGCAGCGUAGCUGCAUGUUACAACGAACUGGUUCAAAUAGAGCACGGGGAGGUGCGGUCUCAGUUCAAACUGCGGGCUUGCAAUGCAGUGUUUGCAGCGUUAGACCAUUGUCAGGAAGCUGUAGAAAUAACCAGUGAAGAUCAUGUCAUUCAGUAUGUUAAUCCAGCCUUUGAAGAGAUGAUGGGAUAUCACAAAGGAGAGCUCAUUGGCAAGGAACUUACUGAACUGCCAAAAAGCGAUAAAAACCACGUGGAUCUUUUAGACACUAUCAACACAUUUAUUAAAAAAGGAAAGGAGUGGCAAGGAGUUUACUACGCAAAAAGAAAGUCAGGAGACAGUAUCCAGCAGCACGUGAAGAUAACACCUGUGAUCGGUCAAGGAGGGAAGAUAAGACACUUUGUAUCCCUCAAAAGGCUGCAUUGUACCAAUGAAAACAACAAACAGCUCUACAAGAGUCACUGUGAGGAGAAGUACACAGGAGAAAAUUCUCAGUCAGAAUCCCAUUCAUCCAAAUGCAAGAACAGAAGGAAAGACUCAACUGACGUUAAGUCAAUAACAUCUCAAAGUAGUGAUGCAGCUCCAAGUUUACAGACUCGACGGUACUCUUCCAUGGCAAGGAUACACUCAAUGACAAUAGAAGCUCCUAUCACAAAGGUUAUUAACAUAAUUAACGCUGCCCAGGAAAACAGCCCCAUCACAGUAGCAGAGGCCUUGGACAGAGUUCUGGAAAUCCUGCGGACAACUGAACUUUACUCUCCUCAGCUAGGUACCAAAGUAGAAGAUCCUCAUACAAGUGACCUUGUUGGAGGUCUAAUGACUGAUGGCUUGAGAAGACUGUCAGGAAAUGAGUAUGUGUUUUCUAAGAAUAUGAACCUGAGCCAUAGUCACCUUUCAGUGCCAAACACUAUCAGUGAUGUUCCACCCUGUAUUGCACAGCUUCUGGAUAAUGAAGAAAGUUGGGAGUUCAAUGUUUUUGAGUUGGAGGCUGUUACAAAUAAAAGGCCAUUAGUCUAUUUGGGUUUAAAGGUUUUUGCCCGGUUUGGUGUCUCAGAGUUUUUGAACUGCUCAGAAGCGACACUGCGAGCGUGGCUGCAGCUGAUUGAAGCAAAUUACCACUCCUCCAACUCGUACCACAACUCUACACAUGCAGCAGAUGUCCUGCAUGCUACUGCCUUCUUUCUUGGGAAGGAGAGAGUUAAGGGAAGUCUUGACCAUUUAGAUGAGGUGGCAGCAUUAAUAGCUGCCACCAUUCACGAUGUCGACCACCCUGGCCGGACCAACUCUUUCCUGUGCAAUGCAGGCAGUGACUUAGCUGUCCUGUACAACGACACGGCUGUGCUGGAGAGUCACCACACAGCACUGGCCUUUCAGCUUACUACUAAAGACAGCAAAUGUAACAUCUUCAAGAACAUUGAUAGAAAUCACUACCGGACACUGCGCCAGGCCAUCAUUGAUAUGGUUUUGGCAACUGAGAUGACGAAGCACUUUGAGCAUGUGAAUAAAUUCGUGAACAGCAUCAACAAGCCAAUGGCAUCUGAGGAAACCAGUUCACACAAUGAAGGCAGUGACUGCCAAUGUACAGCCAAUAUAAAGAACUUUCCAGAUAACCAGACGCUGAUCAAGCGCAUGAUGAUUAAAUGUGCAGACGUAGCAAAUCCAUGUCGCCCCCUGGAGCUGUGUAUUGAGUGGGCAGGAAGGAUUUCAGAGGAGUAUUUUGCACAGACUGAUGAAGAGAAGAGACAGGGUCUGCCUGUUGUAAUGCCAGUAUUUGACAGGAACACCUGCAGCAUCCCCAAGUCUCAAAUUUCCUUCAUUGAUUAUUUCGUAACAGAUAUGUUUGAUGCAUGGGAUGCAUUUGCACAUCUGCCUGUUUUGAUGCAGCACCUGGCUAAUAACUACAAACACUGGAAAACAUUGGAUGAGUUGAAGUGCAAGAGUCUCAGGCUCCCAUCAGAAAACAACAACUGACACUAAGGCAAGAACAGACCUCUUGAUCUACCAGUCUCACUGUGAAUCACUAACUGACUUUGCUACAAGAGGGGAUGGUGUUUCCUUUCCAGUGAAAUUAAUACUGCGUGGCAAGAAAGAAAACUUUAUUCAUCGCUUUUAAGCUUCUCUGAAUCCUACCAAAAAAUGUUUUCUAAAAAGCUGCAUAACCCACAGAUGUGUAUUGGCUUGGGGAAUAACAUUUUGUGGCAGAAUAUGUACUUCUGAAAGCAGUUUCUAAUACUGAGUAUGUAUUUAUCAGAUCUUGUAAUUGAUACAACUGUAUUUGCUAACAUUCCACACAGCUGUUUCUCAGAAGGGCAAUCUAGUCACCGGUGGAGCAAGAAUAGUUUGACAAAUUAGCAUGAAACUUCUCACUGAUCUAGCAGAAAUUUGCUCCAAUUCUGUCAAUGUUUUCCAAAUUGUGGCUCUAAAAUGAGCACGCAGGGAAGAACAAGUGACUCUCAAUAAACUGGGGAUAGUAAAAGCUCUACAGCAUUUAAAACAGCCUUUUUCUCUGAGAGCACCACCUGUUCUGUCCAUGAAAAAAACCUUGGUAGGAGUCAGAUUCACUUAGAAUUGGUCACAUAAGAGAGGAAAAAUAAGCAUGUUCUGUGUAAUUGGUGCCAUCCACGCAUUUCUCUGCCGUGUUAAAGAUGUUAACAGUGCAGUGUUCCAUCAACUUUAUAAAAAAAGGAUGUUGAACAAGUGCCACAAGGGUGGGAUUUUUUUGUUUUGUUUUUUAAAGUGGUGUUUGUAGACAUAGUCAUCCACUUUGUUAAACAUUUUGUGACAGGUCCCUAUAUUGUGCUACUUAUUUACAGGACGAGUCUGCCACUUUUUAAAAAAAAUAGAAGUUUCCAGAGUAUGAUUUGUAACAGCAUUUAAAUUUGUACUGCUCUUUCCCUCCAGACAAAGUGCUGCUCUGUUUUGUGAUGUAAAAAGUAUUUCAAAUGGUGUAAAUAAGUUAAAAAUCGAGCAUAGUUUUUCAUUAGUUUUAAGAUACUAACUUUAUGCUAAAGCUUCCAAAGCACAAAUGCAUAUUUUUGUACAGCUCAUUUUAAUCACAUGCAGAACAUGAAUAUGAGCUAUUCUUGGAGUACUCAAUAAAUACUAGCAGAACUGCUGUUUUUUGACAUUGUGCACUCCACGCUGCAGGCAAGAAGAGCAUCAAAGCUGUGGCUGCAACUGAGGAAGUAGUCCAUCACUCAUUGAAAGGAAGGGUCUUGAGGCAUACUCUUCAUUUCCCCCUCAUGCGGUAUCAAGAGUCAAACCCAGUAAAGGGAAAAAAAAACAAACCAGAAAACCCAGAACAAACAAAAGUUUAAAUUGCUGUGAAAGAAAAGUGACAGUAAUUGUUGUUUACUGCAAGUAGCUUACUUACUGUGCCAACUUUUUUUGUAUGUUUUAUACCAGGUUCUGUAACAAGAGGAAACGUUCAUAAAAUCUGUGUGCAGAGAAAUGUAUAUAAGCUCUAUUUUUGUUAGAAUUGUAAUAGAACCUUACUUUUGCCAUAGCUAAGGCAGACUGCUGUGUAUUAAAAUGCUGCAUUGUGUGUAUUUGAAGACAGGUGUUUCUGGUGAAGUAUGUUUGUUCUUUCUUAUCAUCCAUUGCAACAUUCUUAAAUGGACUUGUAUUCCAACAAGUUGAACCUCCGUUUUUUUUUACACAGUACACUGUUUGCUUUACCAUUCCUUUAUUUAGAAUGAGUGUACUCAGUGAUUAUGUGUUAAUUACUCGCACAACUAGUCACUGCAGCUUGCAUUCAAGAAAAGGAUUUCACAAGAUCCAAUGCUCUGAUGUCUUAAUUUGUUAAAUAGAGCACCGAUGAAAGACUGUAUCCCUGUAAAACACUGCAUUAUUUUUGUCACGCUUCUGUCAUGAGGAAGAAACUGUGAAUGAUGGAAGAAAGCUAAGAAAUAAAGUUCAGCCUCAGUUCUGGUUCACAA
Pogoniulus pusillus (Red-fronted tinkerbird) is the source of this 4737-nucleotide messenger RNA. It is a transcript of the gene PDE8B, whose product is annotated as phosphodiesterase 8B. The coding region runs from base 107 to 2770 and encodes 887 amino acids. NCBI's taxonomy places the organism in Eukaryota, Metazoa, Chordata, Aves, Piciformes, Lybiidae. Gene Ontology annotation, biological process: signal transduction. Gene Ontology annotation, molecular function: 3',5'-cyclic-AMP phosphodiesterase activity. The record is from RefSeq and is a predicted model, not a curated record. The transcript has 22 exons.